AUGUACUUUCAGAUGAGGACUUCUUGGUAUGUCUUGUGCUUUUCUUUGCUUUUCUGCUCACUGCUUGGAGACUGUAUUGGAGUUGCGUUUGUGCCCAAGGACAAACGCGGGUGGACCCUGAACAGUGCUGGAUAUCUUCUGGGACCCCCACUUCUUCCCUCCCAAUCUCCUCUCCCCAAAGCAGAUGCCCACCAGACGCUGCCUGAUAAAGGAGCUGUGGCUGGAAAAAGAGAUGCUGAGGAGGAUCUGUAUUCUGUGGGGCAGGAUCUUAUUGCACCUGUUCUGCAACCUUCUGAUUUCGGCAUACUCCAAACGCUGAUGGAUUUUUUCUCCUCCCUGAAUUUCCAAGAUCAAAGAGUGAUUGGACGCCUGUCCCUCCCAGUGUCAGAAGAAUCGAUGCAACAGUAA
This is a messenger RNA of Pseudonaja textilis, 408 nucleotides long. RefSeq names its product galanin peptides-like. Gene Ontology annotation, biological process: neuropeptide signaling pathway. Gene Ontology annotation, cellular component: extracellular region; secretory granule. Gene Ontology annotation, molecular function: galanin receptor binding; neuropeptide hormone activity. NCBI's taxonomy places the organism in Eukaryota, Metazoa, Chordata, Lepidosauria, Squamata, Elapidae. The record is from RefSeq and is a predicted model, not a curated record.